Adineta steineri is the source of this 816-nucleotide messenger RNA. Lineage: Eukaryota; Metazoa; Rotifera; Eurotatoria; Adinetida; Adinetidae. The record is from the annotation of a GenBank genome assembly.
AUGAUAAUCUAUUUACCACGUGUUUUAUCUAGUAUCUACCUGAAAUUAAAUCAUCGACAUCGACGAGCAAAAACCAUUAUUGAACGAUAUCUUUGCCGAAUGAUUGAACAAGAGUUAUCCGAAAGUCCAGAAUCAAUAUCACAACGAAAGAGAACGUGUUUGAUCGCUUCACUUGUUGCUUCACUUCAAAAAGAUGAAAAAGCAGAGGCAAUGAAAAGUGAAGAAGAAAAAAAAGCUGGUUAUGAGACAACAUCGACUGCUCUAGCCUGGUUUAUAUAUCUGAUGAGUAAACAUCCACAAGUACAACAAAAGAUCAAAGCAGAACUGAUGAAUGAUAGUGAAAAACAAGUUUGGUCUGUCGAACGUCUCGAUUCGUUAGUUUAUUUGGAUUGUGUUGUUAACGAAGUACUUCGUUUUUGUCCACUGAUCAAUGGCACGCUUCGAACACUGACAACCGAUGAUCGUUUACCACAGAGUGGUGUUCAACUAUUCAAAGGUGAUUCAGUGCUUAUUCCUUUUCAUACUCUUGCAAGAGAUACUCGACAGUGGUCAAUCGAUCCUGAACUCUUUUGUCCAGAGAGAUUUCUGCAUGUGGACAAAGACCAUCAUCCAUAUGCUCUGAUCCCAUUCGGGAGUGGGCAUCGCCAGUGUGUGGGCCAAGAUCUAGCUCGAUUUGAAUUGAAAGUAAUUGCAGCACGGUUAAUGCAAUAUGUGACAUUUGGUGAUGGUGGUUCUAAAGUGAAUGCAGGUGGGCAUUUUUCACGAAUCACAAUAAUGCCGAAACAUAUUGGUGUUACCAUCGAGUUUGAUCAAUGA